AAAUCAAAACUGUCAACAAUGUCAACAAUUUGUAUUCAGAAAUUCAGAAAUGAACAUUUUUGAGCUUUAUUUUAUGGUUUAUAAGUUAAUUCUGACUUAUUAACUGUUUAAUUAAAAGAAGCGCGAAACAUUAAUAAAGCAGUAUGAGGAUCAGACGUUUAUCGGCGUUUUUUUGGAUGACGUGUAUUAUAGCUUUUAUUUUUAUUUUAUACGUGAUGACAGACUUAAGUUUUAAUUUACCUAGUGUUAAACCAGCGAUAAACAUAGAUGAGAACAAGUGGUCUGCCUUUGAAUCAAAAUUACGUCAUAUUGAAAAUGAACUUGAUCAACAUCAUGCUGUUGUUGGUGAAAUAAAAUCAGCCAUGAGCCAAAUUAUAGAACAGUCAAAUGAAUAUCACCCGCCACAGAAAAGACCAAGGCAAAUGGAGAAAAACAAAAAAAUAAGAGAGUUCAAAGUAGUAGGAGAUGAGCCACCAAGGAUGCACAUAAAAUUGAAUGAAUCAACUUGUCCCAUUCAGAAAUACUCAGUUCCAAAAACUGAUGUGCAGAUGUUAUCCUUGUAUGAAAGGAUUAUGUUUGAUGACAAAGAUGGAGGUGUUUGGAAACAAGGAUGGAAUAUAGAAUACAAUGAAAACCAAUGGAGUCAGAAAAACAAAUUGAAAGUUUUUAUUGUACCACAUUCACACAAUGACCCAGGUUGGUUAAAAACCUUCGAAAAUUAUUACAAGUCACAAACAAGAGCAAUAUUCAAUAAUAUGAUAGAGAAAUUGAACGAGGGUGUAGGGCGUAAGUUUAUAUGGGCCGAAAUAAGUUUUCUAUCGCUGUGGUGGAAUAACGAUGCUACUGAGAAAGACAAGACUGCUUUCCUGAAUUUAUUGAAAUCAAAGAAACUUGAAAUCGUGACAGGCGGAUGGGUUAUGAACGACGAGGCAAAUUCACAUUGGCUGUCUGUAGUGCAACAAUUGACCACCGGACAUCAGUGGCUACUCGACAAUUUGGGAUAUGUACCCAAAAACGCAUGGUCCAUUGAUCCGUUCGGUUAUUCCAGCGCGCAACCCUACCUCCUCAAGAUAGCCGGUUUCGAUAAUUCCAUGAUACAGAGGGUACACUAUAGAAUUAAGAAAGAAUUGGCUUCGAAUAGACAGUUGGAAUUUAGAUGGAGACAGUUAUGGGAUGGUGUUGGGAAAACUGAUAUGUUCACACAUUUGUUCCCGUUUUAUUCGUACGAUGUUCCUCACUCGUGCGGUCCGGAUCCUAAGAUAUGUUGUCAAUUUGAUUUCAAACGUCUACCCGGUAACGGGGUUACUUGUCCGUGGGGCGUUGCACCUCAGAGGAUAACCCAGAAGAAUGUGGAUGAAAGAGCGUUCAAGAUAUUAGAUCAGUGGAGGAAGAAGGCUCAACUCUACAGAAGUAACGUGUUGUUCUUCCCUCUCGGUGACGACUUCCGGUACGACCACGCCAACGAGUGGGACAAUCAGUACCAGAACUACGACAUGCUGAUAGAGUACAUCAACAGUAACGAUGCUUGGAACACUGAGGUACAAUACGGUACACUCGAAGAUUACUUCAAAGCAUUACACGAUGAAGUGAAAUUAUCAAACUUUCCGGUUCUGUCCGGGGACUUUUUCACGUACGCCGAUCGGAACCAGCACUACUGGAGCGGGUACUACACCUCCAGACCGUUUUAUAAGAACAUGGAUAGAGUUUUACUGGCCUAUGUCAGGGCAGCCGAAAUAAUAACAGCUCAAGCGACGGACACGCAUGCUGUGUCGUACAUAAUGUCGCUUCAGCUGAGGGACCGGGUCGAGCAGGCCCGCAGGUCGCUCUCCCUGUUCCAGCAUCACGACGGCAUCACCGGCACCUCCAGGGACGAGGUCAGGGAGGACUACGCCAAGAAGAUGCUAACAGCAAUAAAAUACAGUCAAUCCGCCAUCCAACAAGCUGCCUACUACUUGCUGAAGCAGCCGCAUAUACAGGAUCAAACGCAAGAGGACAUAUUCCUCGAUGUGGACGACAUCUGGCGGCGGCACGACGAAAUACCCUCCAGGAUCACGAUUGCCUUGGACGUGGUGUCUCCUUCCAGGCGCCUCGUGCUUUACAACGCGCUGGCGUUCAGAAGACAAGAAAUAUUAACAGUGCUAGUGUCAACCCCGCACGUUGAAGUUUUUGAUCCAGAGGGUGAACCGAUAAUGGCACAAGUAUCCCCCGUGGUGGCAGGGGAGAGGCGUCUGGGUCUCGCCAACAAUAAGUACCAGCUGUCCUUCCCGGUCACCAUCGGACCUCUCGCUUUAACCGUCUAUUCGGUGUCACUGAGGGACGCGAUGAGUAUCAACAAGUACACGUCAUUCUCUCACGUCCGUAUAUACAACGCGGACUACUGGAGCGUGGUUCUACCGAAGAUAUUCCCGAUCGAGCAGCCGUCGGCGCGACUCAACGAGGACGUGAGCUUCCAGGCGGGGAACAGCACCAGGGUCGUCACCAACAUGAACGGGCUCGUCAAAACCAUUGUGUCGAGGGACGGAGUGGCCACACCCGUGCACAUGGACUUCGUGCAGUACGACACGCAGAAGGGGCGGGACAACAACAGCGGAGCCUACCUGUUCAUACCGAGCGGGCCCGCCAAGGACUUCAAGUCGGAUCCGUACCCCGAGAUCGUGGUCACCGAAGGCAUACACAAGUCCACGCUCUACGCCGCCCUCGUCGGACCCAAAACCGCAGAAAUUAUACUCUCUGUGACGGUGUACAACAACCCGUCGCUUCCGCACGCCGAGCUGGAGGUCAGCAGCGCGCUGCUCAUCGACCCGCAGGUGGACGACCUGGAGCUGGCGCUGCGGCUAUCCACUAGCGUCCGGAACGGAGACGUCUUCUACACAGACUUAAAUGGGAUGCAGAUGAUAAAACGUCGUUACUUCGAGAAGAUUCCGCUGCAGGCGAACUUUUAUCCGCUGCCCGCCGCCGCCUACAUCGAGGACGAGAACAUCAGGUUCACGGUGCUCACUUCCACUCCGUUAGGAAUGGCUGCCUUACAGCCGGGACAAAUUGAGGUGAUGCAAGACAGGCGCCUGAGCAGAGACGACAACCGAGGCAUGAACCAAGGCGUGUUGGACAACGUGAGGACGCGCCACACAUUCAGGCUCAUAGCGGAGCCGGCCCUCGGGCACUGCGCCAAGCCGCCGUCUGAUCACCCAAGCGGGUGGCUGACGCUGGGUAGUCACGUGUCGCAGCAGAUGCUCCUGCAGCCGCCGCUCGUGCUGCACUACACGCCGCGCGGAGACGAGCCCCGCCCCAACUACCAGAGGGCCUCCGUCAACGCCGCCGACAUCGUGCUGGCCUCCUACAGAACCCACACCACCACUAAGAAGGAAGGCACGAAUUUACACGGGAUGGGGCUGACGUUCCAAAGGGUAGCCCUCGACACGUGCUACGGUCACAAGGACACCGUCGAAGCGUAUCCGCUAAGUGACGGACAGUUCCGUCUGUCAGAUUUGAUAGACGUGAAAUCAGAUCGUGUUUACGAAAGCACGUUGACUUUCAAUCAGAUAGACAAGCAAGUGUUAGACGGAAUCAUCACGCUGUGCCCCAUGGAGAUCCGAUCCGUGUUCGUCAAUCAAACUAUAAGGAACGGAUGAAAUUAAAUAACAUUUAGUGUAAUUAUGUUAAUACUUUUGUUGUUACUUUAUUAUUAUAUCGACGGACGAAAGACUUGUGCGACAUGUGAUUGCGAUGUUUAUAAUUUAAGUUUACAGGAGAGCCAUUUAGAGGUUGAAAUUUUGAAAAAAAUAUCAUAACAAAUUAAUUCUUCAGCUAUUUGAAUGGGAUUGGCUUAAUUAAAUUUCAAUUGAAACAUCGAACUAUUGAUGUUAAUCUAUACAUAUAAAUAAAAUUAGAGUGUCUGUUUGCAGUAUUGAAAUAACCGCUUUUUACUACACGCAUAUGAAUAUAUACGGUACACACUCUCUCUCUCUCUUCGAUCGGUUCCUCACUGCUGAGGAUCGUGACUCCGUCCGAUUUCAUCAACCAACUGUCUCCAUCGAUCCCGCCCUGCAGCCCGGUGGAGUGCGUCGCUGAUAGGUAUCCCCAGUUCCUCCGCUAUUUGGUACACACAUAUAUAUAUAUAUAUAUACGGUACAUACACCAAAACAUUUUUUACAAUUUUUGUCUGUCUCUCUGUCUGUUUGUUCCGGCUAAUCUCUGUAACGGCUGGACCGAUUUUGAUGAGACUUUCACUAAUAGGUAGUUGAUAUGAUAUAAGGAGUAACUUAGGCUACUUUUUUUAGACUAGCUUCGCCCCGCAGCGUCACCCGCAGUUAUUGUCGUACCGCGCGCUACAUGGCGGGCUUCGCCUAUCAAUAAUAAAAUUUAAUGUUUCCGAAGCGAAGCGAGGGCGGGUCGCUAGUACCAAAUAAAACAGGCCUUUAAUUACAAAAGUAAAUGUCGCGUAUUAAGCGAAAUGUCGCUUUAACCAAAUAGCCGUUCACCCCUUGAUAUAAUAAUGGGGAAUGCGCUUGUGACGACGAUUCGUGUACCAGACGAUCCUUCAAAUUCAAAUUCAUUUAUUUCAACUUGGAUGUCAUCAAAAACACACUUGUUGAAUGUCAAAAUGUAAAAGAAAAUGUUAACUCAACCACCGGUUCCAAAAAAAGCCACAGUCCUGAGAAGAACCGGCGAAACAAACUCAGCGGGCUUUUUUUUUUUUUUGUAUUUUCUCAACUAUUUUCUUUUUUUAAACAAGAAAACAUAUUUACAGUAUACAAAAAAAGAAGUCAAAAAAAUACAAUUCAAAUAAAUAAUAAUAAUAAUGAAAAUGAAAAGGCCAGGAGCGAACGCCUCAUUCCCACGUAGUGCCAUCUAGUAAAAAAUCCUUAACUUUAUAAUAUGCCUUGUUGCACAAACGUUCCUUGACAGUUUUCUUAAAUCUAUGAACAGGUAGUAGUUGAACGUUGUGUUCGAGAGUUAUUUCAUUGUUUCACUUGGUCGGUUAUGCUCAAUCUCAUUAGAAAAUAUUAAAUACAUUGGCCACUUUAUGCGUGUAGAUAAGCUCGCGUUUACCAGAUCUGUGCCAUAGAUUACACACAAACAGUGUUGCCAUCUUCGUUGUUUUUACCGCAUUAUUAGGGGAAAAGUGAAAAGUGCUGUUUGUAACAUUCCGAGGAGGCGACUCUAACAGUAAUAUUUUUUAACCAAAUAUGUGUCAAACCUCAAAAGUUUUUUUAUAAUAAAUAUAUUAUUAUAUAUCAACAUCAGUCGUACAAAAAGCUGUCAACAUUGAACGGGUAAUACAAAAACUGUGGUAAAAUUCCAGUUUUUGAUAGAUGCAAACGUUGCAAUGUCAUGAAGUACUAAAUUUGUAAACACAAAAAAUUUGCAUGACUGCAUUUACAAAGUUGAAACCAUAUCUGACCCGAAACAUGUCUUGUCGGAUCCCCUGGAUCCACUCUCGGUUAUUUUAGGUCAGAAUAAUAAUGGACUGAUCAUAGAAGUCAAAUUUUUCUGAUUGUUCCUUCAAUAAUUUCAAAGCAUCUUAUCUUCUAUUUAUAAUUUAUAGUUAAAAAUCAUUAAGGCCACAGUGCCUCAGAAGAGAAACCGCAAGCCGGUCUAUGAACAGCGUUGCAAUCAUAAUGUUCACGAGUGCUCAGUUUUGUAGCUACUGUUGUAUUUGUAUCUUAAAUGCGGCAUUGCAUUGAUGUGUUUGCCAAAAACCACGUAGUGUAGCUCAUGAAAAAAAAAAUCAACUACACAUAAAUCAUUAUGGAAUAUAUACUACGGGGUAGUGCAACACGCAAUUGGCUGCAUUGUAUGUAUUGUAUUGGCAGAAAUUGACGAGACUGGUAUAAUUGACGUAUCAUUUGCACACAGAGCGCCAGAGUUCGAAUUAAACAAUCCCCAUUAAUGUUAAUGUCUUAUAAUUUUGUAACGUAAAAAAAUAUUUGUUAUUUAAUUUAAAAAAUUUUGAUAAUUGGAAUUGUCUAUUUUAGUUUUUAUAUGUGGGUAGAUUUAAAAAAAACUUUUGCAAACUCUUUGUUGUCGAGAUGUUAUUUUUAAGCUUAAAAAAGAGCAUGAUGAAAAUUUAUAUAAUAAAAAAUAUUGACCAAUUCCCGAAGGCACGUAACAAGUGACAGUAAUAAUUAUUGCAAGCAAAUAAACUCAAUAAUAAGUUUUUGUAAGCGUUACAAGUACUUUCAUUAAGCACAACACAUCACAGCUGAUAGAUUGUUUAGAUAUCAAAUUCAUCAGCAUCCUUUUUCCUAAUGUUUCAACUUAGGAUUAGUGUGUUAAUUUUCGAGUAAUAAAAAUACUAAUGUUUUUAAAUGAGUGAUUCAUGUAAAUCGUGUAAAUAUUGUACAAUUUGACUGAUCCCUUGGCGCAUUAGUUAACGCUCUUAAUUGCUGUGUCGUGGGUUCUAUUCCCGCUUCAGGCCAGCAUUCAUGUGAUAGACAUGUUUAUUAUCUUAAUAUGUAUAUAUAUGUGUUUCUGGUUCCCACGGUACAGGGAGGCUAGGGGCCAGUUGACCUUCUGUGAUCUGUCCCCCGAUUAUUUAUUUACAUAUUAUAAUAUACAUGUCGUAAUUAUUAUAUAAAUAAAUUUUAUGAAUUAUGUUGCAUUUAUUUAGCGUGAAUUGAAUAAAUUUUAUAGAUUUUAUUAAUUUGACCCCAUUUACGUAUGCGAUUAAUAUCUAUGUAAUGUGUAAAUUAGUUAAAUUUAAACUAACAUAAAACUAAACAAAAAACAAAAAUAUUGCCAUUGCCAAAAUAAAAAUAUUUGCUGAUUGGUAAUUAAUAAUUUAUUAAUAAAAUAUUAUUGAUUUCAUAUCUACCUAUGAGAUUAAUAACAUUUUGUCUAAUAGUUUUUUCUAUAGUGUUUAGCUUAAUGCAGAGAACUUACGAUAAUCGUAAAACAAUCCUUUUAUAUGAUUUAUGUAUUUGAAGCCGUUAAAAAACAAAAGCACUUGUAUAGUUAAAGAAAUGUAAAUAAAGAAAUAUACAAAUUU
Molecule: messenger RNA, 6988 nt
Organism: Bombyx mori (domestic silkworm)
Lineage: Eukaryota; Metazoa; Arthropoda; Insecta; Lepidoptera; Bombycidae
Gene: alpha-Man-IIa
Product: alpha-mannosidase 2
Exons: 21
Coding region: 144-3629 (1161 amino acids)
Biological process (GO): mannose metabolic process; protein deglycosylation; N-glycan processing
Cellular component (GO): Golgi membrane
Molecular function (GO): alpha-mannosidase activity; carbohydrate binding
Source: RefSeq, a predicted model, not a curated record